Molecule: messenger RNA, 4235 nt
Organism: Halichondria panicea
Lineage: Eukaryota; Metazoa; Porifera; Demospongiae; Suberitida; Halichondriidae
Exons: 10
Coding region: 874-3954 (1026 amino acids)
Molecular function (GO): protein binding
Source: RefSeq, a predicted model, not a curated record
AGCACUGAUCAUGGUGGAUCAUUUUCCGCUUUUACAUUUAGAUCUACUACUGUCCUCCACGAGGCAUCAGCACCCGCGGUGUUUUCAUUGGUUAUGGUUUCUAAGACAAUGUGCUGUACAUUCCUGACUAUAGCCUCGAGAUCAGGCCAAUUAAAAUACGACUUGGUAUCUAUUGCAUGGGUGAUAGUGCACAUGCACAAACUGAGUUCCCUAGAAUCUGAGGAUUUGUUCUACGUUAGGAAACCUUUGUAAAAUUAAUUAUACCGUGAAGUAUAUAAUAAUAGUUCGUUUACUAAGUUCAAAUAUUAAUUUUUGUCUAUGCCCUAGCUCUAUUCCGUUGUCGAGAAGGCUUGCACACGAUUCUGAAGCCAGAAGAGGCUACCUCUACAAUGGUCGUAUGGUCGUAGUUAAGUUGGAAGCACAAAUUCAAAGAUUUUCCAUGGUCUGUACAGAAACCAAGUUCAAACAUCCGAACGUACGACCAUUAUAGAGGUAUAUAUAGAAGAGAGCCUUCUGGUUUCAGACUAUAAUGUGCAAAUAAAUAACUAAGCCUUCUCAAUAGUACAAUUUUCGUGGACUUAAUUUUCAUGUAUAGGAUUGCUAACCCACAAAAUCCGCGAAAAUUAAGCCCCUCGAAAAUGUUGCGCUAUACGGUAGUACAUGGGCGUGGACGGGCCACACCUAUAUAAUUAUGAUUAAUUACACAUGCAAUAAUUAUAGAUACCAUGGCCAUGCAGGCCGUAUUUUAAUCAGCCUGGAUUCGAGGCUAAUUCCUGACAUACUCACUAUAUAGGAGCUGUGACCAGGGAUGGACUAACUCCACUGGGACUGGCAGUCAGAGGGGGGCACCUGCACAUCAUAAAGUUCCUCAUCAUGAAAUGCAAUGUGGCUGUCAAUGAUUCUGCACUAGUAGUUCGUAUCCUAGAGCUGACACUGAAAGAUAAAGGUGAUGUAACCACCAAAGUUAACGAGAACAAUCGACUUCUCUUUGCUUGCAAGUUUGGGUACACUGCAAUUGUCCGUUAUCUGAUCAAUCAGUGCAAUGUGGAUGUCAAUGGAGCUGUGACCAGUGAUGGACUAACUCCACUGGGAGUGGCAAUCAGAGAGGGGAAGCUGGACACUAUCAAGUACCUCAUCACCGAGUGCAAUGUGGAUAUCAAUAUCGGUGACGGGCUAACUCCACUGGGACUAGCAGUCGAAGAGGGGAAGAUGAACACUAUCAAGUACCUGAUCUCAGAGUGCAAUGUGGCUGUCAAUGAUGUUCUUCUACUUGCCUGCAAGUAUGGGGUUACCAAAAUCGUGAAAUAUCUUUUGAAUGACGUUGUUGGCUGUGAUCCUAAUAUCAAAGAUGACGAUGGACACACACCACUCUUUCUUGCAGGGAACAAGGAAAUCAUUCUACUCUUGUUGCAACACGGAGCUACUGCCGAAGAUGUGUAUACCAAUCAUCGUAAAGCUCUUGGUAAAUUGUUUUCAAAGGAUCCUCUGAAAAACCCAGUGAAAAUGUUUGUUAUCGGUCACGGUGGAGAAGGAAAGAGCACUCUCAUUGAAGCAAUGGAACACGAGCCAACAGCACGCACAUAUCUAGUCAACAUCUUCGUCUCUCCUAAAGAAGUCGAUGGAGUCAGCCAGAAAACAGCCGGAAUCAUCCCUCGAUUAUUCAAGAGCCGUGUCUUUGGAGAUGUGUUGGUCUAUGACUUUGCUGGUCAAGAGGUCUACUACAGCAGUCACGCUGCCAUUAUCAAGAAUACAGUCGAUACGUGUCCACCUGUUUUUGUCAUGGUAAUCGGUCUCCAGAAUAACGACACCAUCACAGCAACUUCCGUCUCCUAUUGGUUGGGAAUUGUUGCCAACCAGUGUGCCAAUAUGGAGGGCAAAGCACCACUCAUUGUGGUAGGUAGUCAUGCUGAUCUCGUGACAAGCACACAAGCGGAGCAAAAGAAGAAAAUUAUAGUACGAGCCAUUCAAAAGUUUUCGAUGUUUGAUCUUGCUGGAUUUGUUUCAAUGGAUUGUCGCUUUUCAAGUUCUGAUGGCAUGACGAGUUUUAGGCAUAUUGUUGAAACUAGCUGUGCUUCCAUUCGAGAGCGGUUGUCUGUGAGCCUCAAUGCUCAUAUGUUUCUUGUCCACCUUCUUGACAAGUACUCGGGUGAGAUUGCUGUAACCCUGGAAGAAGUUCAAGGGAAAAUGAAGGAUCGAGUUUCUAGAAAAGAUGAAAAAGUUCUUUCUUUCGUGCCUACCAGCUGCAUUCCACGACUUGUUGAGAUCUGUGUUCAACUCAGUGACAAAGGUCAUAUUCUUUUCCUUUGCAAUGCUUCCUUCCCAGAAAAGAGCUUUAUUGUAAUUGACAAAUCGAAACUCUUGGCUGAAGUAAAUGGCACCAUUUUAGCUCCCGAAGAUUUCACACAGCAUUGUGAGCUUUCCACAAGUACUGGGGUUGUUCUAAAAUCAGAUCUCGCUAAACACUUCCCCAAUUUCAACAUUGACAUGCUCAUUGGAUACUUGUUUCAUCUCGAGCUAGCCGUUCCCAUUGAAGACAAAAUAGUGCUCAGUCUUAUCGACCAGCAUCUUCCUGCAACGUCUGUGUCCGUCUCUGGAGGCGUCAUCUUCUGUCCAGCACUGAUCCGAUUGGUAGCUUCCAGCGAACCAAUGGCUACCACUAUUAAUUUCCAGUACAGUUUCAACUGGUCCCUGGCCUGUGCACACAAUGACCAUUUUUUCAACCCUCGAUUUCUUCACGUUCUUCUCCUUCGACUGUCUCUGUCGCUUGGUCUUGCUCCAGUGGUGGACACUGACAAUCCUGCCUUGCAAGGUCAAUGCUCGGUCUGGAAGACUGGUGUGUGUUGGGUCACUGAGGAUGGAAUUAGAGUCCGUGUUGAGGUGAUGGAGAUGAAGAGUGUCACUAUUCAACUACAAGCACCUAAGGUCUCGUUAGAUGUACUCGAUGUACGAUCCACUAUUAUCAACAAAGUGGUUGAAGCUGCUUGUGAGUUUUGCCCCAACAUAGACACGGACGAACGGUUGUUACCUUCCACUGACAUCGCUGGUGCUCCAUUGUUUGGUAUGAAAUCUGUUGCUAAAAGCAUUUCUUGUCAGAAGGAAUUUGUUAAAUCUACCACCAGCACACAAGUUGUACCCGUGGGUGAGCUGCUGCAAUCUGAGGUGUACGCUGAUCUCCGUGAAAAUAUUCUACAAGCUCUAUGCAACGAAGGUGACCCAGCACACGAUGAGAAACUCUCUGAUGGACUGCUCUCAGCUCUUUCAUCUUGUUGGAGCAAGAAUCGUGAACUAUCAGACAUCGUUUGUUCAGUUGUUUCUAGGGCUGCUAAGAGCACGCAUGCAAUGAGCGGCAGUCUAGAGCAUGCCCUGAGAGUGUGGAGGGACAGUGGUGACGGCACUUGCAGAGCAUUGAGACUGAUUCUGGAUCCACUCAGUGUUUUCUCUGGGAAGAACCCUCUCGUUUUGGCUGGUGUUGCUCCUACGUUCUUUUGUGAAAACAUGUUGCCACAGCAACCUGAUGAGUCGACUGAACUGUCACCCAGUCCAAGCACACACGAAGCCACACAGACGACUAUUGAGGAGAGGAAUGAAGUCAGACAACCGUCGAGCCUUGGACCAGCUGCUAAUCGAGUCACACUCCAAGAUCUAGUGAGCAGAUACAGUCUGACUGACGAGCAGCUCAAUAGUGAAAUAGGGGACUCUGAUAUUCCCUAUCUGGCCGAAUAUUUUGAUGGUGUAAAGAUAUAUUCGAGUGCAAUGGGACUGACUCCUGCAGAACAGGCCGAUGUGAAUAGGUUGUACUGUAAUGAAGGUACACAAGUAGCCAUGACUGAAUGCUUGAUUCUCUGGAAAAGACACGAUCCUUUCGCAGCAACUCACAAAGCUCUACUGGAGUUGUUACUGGGACUGAGAAAAGACAAGAUAGCUGAUGAUAUCUGUCAGCACUUGACUCAAUGAGGUAUAUCACUGUCUGAUGACAUUGUCACGUGUGGAGAGGUGUACAGGAACACUUGCUCAAGUAACUCUCUGUAGAAUGUUUGAUACUCACAAUUUAUUUAGUUUGCAAAUAGCUUCAUAAAAUUAAUAAUUAUAGAAUAAUUAUAGUAUUUUUAUUGUGUUUAUUGUGUCUCAUAAAAAUCGAGUUUUUAUAUUUUCUAAGCAUGCACUUGGUAUUUAUAAUCAAUACACAAUUUUUGUAGUUCAUUUGAAUUUAACGAUUGACAUUAUAAUCAAAGUGA